This is a messenger RNA of Quercus lobata, 3271 nucleotides long. RefSeq names its product Ubiquitin carboxyl-terminal hydrolase family protein. The record is from RefSeq and is a predicted model, not a curated record. The transcript is spliced from 2 exons. Gene Ontology annotation, molecular function: RNA binding. The coding region runs from base 782 to 2251 and encodes 489 amino acids. Lineage: Eukaryota; Viridiplantae; Streptophyta; Magnoliopsida; Fagales; Fagaceae.
AGAACCAAUCCUCAUGGACUAGGAUGCUUCUUCAUCUUUAACCAACUUUCUCUUAUUCUUUUCUCUUUGGGUUAAACACUGACUUUUCUAGCGUGCCCCCCACAUGUUCGUCAUAAUGUCUAUGUGAUUUUGCUUUUCAAUUUUUAUGUUUCUCUGUUCCUGAUGUUUUAAUCAGUAUUAUAAUAUCCAAUCUAUUCAUGAAGUAAAUAAUUUAAUUGCCCCCAUUUGGAUUUGGAAUAUAGAAACAUUUUAUGCCCAGAUGCAUCGUCUUGAAUGAGGCCGUCCUAGCUAGAAAUGGCAGCAACUGCCUCAUCUAAUUCUAAAUGCUUGAGAUUGUUGUGACUAUUUUAUGAAAUAACAAGACAAACCCAAGUCGUUACUCUUUGGUGGUAGGUACAUUUUUAUCAGUAGACACAUUGAAGAUAAUGGACUCAAAACUCUCAAGUCAUGAAUCUCAAUGAAUUCAUUCAAUUUCUAGCGGACAUGACAAAUGGUAAGGAAUUCUGCAGCAAAACCCAGCUCCCAGUUUGUGCAUUAUAUGUGUUGUAGAUGAAGCUGAUAUCAUCAUCACCUACACAACUAUACCCCUUGAUCAGUUGUGCUUAUUAGAGAGAGUUUUGCUUGAACCUGCUCAGCAGCAGCCUUUUUGAGGAAUAAUUUUACUUUAUCCUCAAAUAGAGAAAAGUGAGACUGAUGGUAUUAUAUUAUGUAAUCUCAGGCCAAUUUUUACCCCUUUUCGUGGUGUAGGCUUUAAAGCUAGUGAUUGCUACAAAUUUGAAAAAUGUCAUUGUCGCUGCCCUUCACAUCCCAAGGGGAUUGGCCAAUCUCUUUUCUCAGUUCCAGUUUCCUCCCUAGGAAUCCUUCUUGGUUACGUUGUAACAUUAACCAAAAUUACCAAAACAGUAAGAAAUCCAGAAAUCUAUCUAUUUCUAUCUCAUGUUCAUCUAUCAAAAUUGUCCGGAGCCCUUCACUAGACAGGAAUGUUGUGAAGCAAAACAAGAUUCGGUUUGUUCAAAAGCUGAAAACACUGCUCCUUUCUAAACCAAAACACUUUUUGCCACUCCACGUUCUUUCAAAAUGUCGAUCCUACCUUUCCCUUUCAAGGCCUCGCUCAAUCCUAUCCAUGAUCCAUCGUUAUCCUUUAAUUUUUGAAGUCUUUGCAGUUCCAAGGCCACCUACACCGUUCAAUGCAACCAAAUCAUAUUCUCAACUUUGUGUUCGUCUAACCCCAGCUGCAGCAGCCCUUGCCACCCAGGAAUUAAAUCUCAAAUCAGCCAUCUCAAUGACUUUGGCAUCCAAACUCCAGAAACUUCUCAUGCUCUCUUCUCACCAUCGGCUCCUUCUAUCAAAGUUGGUUCACAUUGCUCCAGAUCUUGGCCUUCCCCCUAAUUUCCGUUCUCGUCUUUGCAAUGAUCACCCUGAGAAAUUUAAAACUGUGGAUACCUCCUAUGGCCGUGCACUAGAGCUUGUGUCUUGGGAUCUGCACCUAGCAAAACCUUUACCCUCUCCCGAAGUUCAUUCACGUGGGCUGAUAGUAGACAGGCCUUUGAAAUUUAAACAGUUGAGACUCCGAAAGGGACUAAAUUUGAAGAGACGUCACCAGGAUUUUCUGCUCAGGUUUGGUGAAAUGCCAGAUGUGUGCCCUUAUAAUACUCCUGUGGAGGCAUUGGGUCAAGAGUCCAUUGAAGCAGAGAAAAGAGGCUGUGGGGUGGUGAGAGAGGUGUUGGGGAUGAUGGUUGAAAAGAGAACUUUAAUUGACCACUUGACACAUUUCAGGAAGGAGUUUGGGCUGCCCAACAAGUUAAGGGGAAUGAUUGUGAGGCACCCGGAAUUAUUCUAUGUGAGUUUGAAAGGGGAGAGGCACUCUGUGUUUUUGGUGGAGGGGUUUGAUGGGAAAGGUACCCUAUUGGAGAAGGAUGAGACUCUGGUAAUAAAAGAUAAGUUGAUGGAGUUGGUUAGGGAAGGGAAGAGGAUGAGACGAGAGAAGAGAAAGGCUUGGAAGAAUAACCAUGUCAUUGAUAACUCUAAUAAUGGUGAUGACGAUGAUUAUGAGGUUGAUAACAAUGAUGAUGAUCAUGAUGAUGAAUUGGAUGAUUUGUUCGAGUUUGAAGAUUCAGAUUUGGAUGGUAUUGAUGAUGAUGAUUAUGAUGAGAGCAACGAGUCAUCAGGCCACUUGGCAGAUGAGGCUUUUUGGACAGCAGAUGCUCCUUUUCUUGAUGAUGUGGAUGGAGCAAAUGUUGAACCAUGGUAACAAUGAAAAUGAAUGUCAAAACAAUGUACAUAAAUUAUAGAAAACUAAUUAAGGUCAGACUGUGAGACAGUAUUUUUAGUCUUUACUUAUGAUAAAAGCACUAGCAUUGGGGGAUGUAAACACCCCUCUCUCAUCAGUUCUCUAUCUCUCAACAAAAUCAGAGGCUCUCUCUCAAACCAGUGCCCUCUCUUCCCCCAGCUGCCGAUCUAUUUAUCAUCUGUCUCUGUUGCUUCUAUUCUCUCUGACCGGUGUUAUGGGCUUCAGGUUACUGGGGGUUUGUUUGUGUUUCGGGUUGCUGGUGGUGUUGUUUGAGUUUUGGGUUGAAUCGGUUUGAGUUUCAGGUUGCUGUUGGUGUUUGUUUGAGUUUCGGUGUUAAAUCGGUCUAAGUUUCAGUGUUGAAUUGGUGUGAGUUUGGUGUUGAGUCGGUUGAGUUCGGUGUUGACUCAGUUUGAGUUUUGGAAUUGAAUCGGUCUAAGUUCGGUGUUGAAUCAGUUUGAAUUUCGGUCUUGAAUCGGUGGGUUGCUUGCCGGUUUGGGUGUAGGUUUUUUCUGGGUUUGGUGAGUGGUGUUGGUGAGCGAUGAAGGGCUUUUUUUUGGGAUUUGUUGUUUGUGGUGGAUGGUGAUGGUGAUGGUGAUGGUGAGUAUUUUUUUUGUGAUGGUGAGUGCAGUGGUGGUAGGUAGCAGUUUCGAUUUGGGUUUUGUAUUUUUUUUUUGUUUUUGUUUUGGUGGGUUUGUGGGUUUGGAUAUUUGAUCGGUGGUUUAGAGUUUGUGGCUAUGGGUUGGCUGUGCGUUUGGUGGUUUGGUGCAUUUGGUGGAUGAUCGUGAUUUGGGUUUUUGGUUGAUUUUGUGGGUUUGGUGGUUGGCAGGUAGCAGUGGGGGAAGAGGAAUUGGGUAGAAUAGAGAGAUGGGAGAGGAGAGAAAAAUAGAUUUGUUUAUAUUAUUUAAUUGUGUAAUUUAUAUUAUUUUAUUGAGUUGUAUAAAAAAUAGAAACUGGAAUGUUGGUUGGGUUGUAAAAUGAGAU